AUGGUAAUUUACUAUUCAACGUCUGCAAUCUUAGCUCUUUUGUUUAUUCUAUUUCAAGGAGUUAGUGGUGAUGACAAUAAUCCAAUCACGAGACGUUUCAAGUGUCGCGAUGGUUGCUGCGACGAACAUGAAUGGUGUCGCUUCUGGGCAUCCGCGGGGGAAUGCACCGCUAACAAAGGAUGGAUGAGUGAUAAUUGUCAAUUAGCUUGCAACACCUGCCACAAAAAAGCAUCACGACGAUCACUUCGUAACAAUCAGCAGCGUCGAUUAUCCACCAUUGCAACACGCAAUUCUCAUCGAUCAAAUAAAAAUAAAAAGAUUAAAAGAAAGCGCCUUCGAAAAAAUAAACAAAAAAGGCCUUUAAAAAAUCAUCACCAUCGGCCAAGCAAUCAUUCAACUGUCACUUUACGUUCACACACACACAAAACUACAACCACUCGACGAUUAACAGUUUUAGAUCGAUGUAAACAGAUUCAAGCAAAUCCUUCAAAUGCAGCUGAAAUUUUACUCCGUGAACGACUCAUUUUCUCAGUUGAAGAUUUAUCAGGUCGAAGGGCAUUAACUCAAGAGGAAGUAGUACGAUCGAACAUGGCCUUUAGCUGUGUCCCACGUUUAGAUGAAGCAGAAUGUCAACGUUCCCUCUGUUACAAUCUUUAUUAUCGUACAAUGGAUGGUACAUGCAAUAAUCUUUUCCGUCCGUUACGUGGCGCUGCGUUUCGACCUUACAACAGAUUGCUACUCCCAGAAUAUGAUGAUAAACUUUCAGAGCCAGUUGUUAGUCGUUUGAUACUUUCAUCUCGAAAAUCGGUACAACAUGGAGAAUACAAUGCUUUAUUAAUGCAAUGGGGACAAUAUCUCAUUCAUGAGAUGGCCAAAACAACACUUGUUCCAUCGGCCAAGUGCAAUAUUUGCCAGAAUAUCCGUGGCCGAUGUAUGGCUGUGCCUAUCUUACCAAAAGAUCCAAAUAAAACUUUCAAAUCUAAUAGAUGCAUUCGAGUGUCACGUUCUAGUGCCAUAUGUGGUUCCGGAAAACAAAAACCACGACAACAACUUAAUGAAAAUACUAAUUUUAUUGAUGGAUCACCAAUUUAUGGAUCUAGUGUUGGAGAUUUGCAUAAAUUUCGAGAAGGUAAGACAGGUUUUUUGAAAACAGUUUUCUUUAAUGGAUUCCGUUUGCUACCAUUUGAUACAAGAACAUGCCGGAAUGCUGCAUCCUGUUCAGCUAUUUUCAUCGCCGGUGACAGUCGUAUAAACUUAUUUAUAGGCCUUAGCUCUUAUCACAUUAUCUUAACACGAGAACAUAAUCGAUUGGUUAAUGGCCUACGAAAGUUAAACCCGCAUUGGAACGGUGAUCGAUUAUUUAUGGAAGCAAGAAAAAUUGUUGGUGCAGAAGUUCAAGCUAUCACUUAUAGAGAAUUUUUACCCGCAAUUCUGGGAAAUGCAUUUGCAACAACAGUUGGUCACUAUCGUGGGUAUAAUCAGAAUGUUGACCCUACUUUGGUCAAUGAAUUCAAUUCAGCAGCUUUUCGAUUUGGUCAUGGAAUGAUUCAAGAAAUUUAUCUACGCUUAGAUCAACAUUUUCAUAACACUUCUUUGGGAAGUUUUUCAUUUGUUGAAGGAACACUACAUACUGAUCGUUUGAUAUUUGGUGGUGGCAUUGAUCCCAUUUUGCGUGGUAUGAUGAUAUUACCUGUAAAACGACCACAACGACUUACGAGAUCGAUAACAGAAAAUAUGUUUGGUAAUACAGACCUUGGUACCAUUAAUAUACAACGUGGUCGUGAUCAUGGCUUACCGUCAUAUACGAGAUUUCGACAAUUUUGUGGACUUUCACGUGCUACCACGUUUAAUGAUUUUUCACGCGAAAUUAUGAAUCCUAAAAUACGAGCAAAACUAAAGCAAGUUUAUGGUACACCAGAUAAAGUAGACUUAUUUGUGGGUGGUUUACUAGAAGAUCCUGUCCAAAGAGGUUUUGUUGGACCAACUUUUGCAUGUAUAAUUGGACCACAAUUUCAAAGGACACGAGAUGGUGAUCGGUUUUACUAUGAGAAUCCAGGUAUCUUCACGCGAGCUCAACUAACUGAGAUACGUAAAAGUAGUUUCUCUCGUUUACUCUGCGAUAAUGGUGAUAAUAUCAGUAAAGUACCACGUGAAGCAUUUCGGAUUGGUCAGAUGAUAUCAUGUGGCCAGAUAUCACAAAUAGACUUAUCAAAAUGGAAGGAAUAA
Molecule: messenger RNA, 2226 nt
Organism: Brugia malayi
Lineage: Eukaryota; Metazoa; Nematoda; Chromadorea; Rhabditida; Onchocercidae
Gene: Bma-skpo-3
Exons: 16
Coding region: 1-2226 (741 amino acids)
Biological process (GO): response to oxidative stress
Molecular function (GO): peroxidase activity; heme binding
Source: RefSeq, a predicted model, not a curated record